AUGCCGCGUGCAAAGAACAGCAGUAGUGAAAAGGAGGUGGCUAUUCCUCGGCCCAGUUCCAGUGUGAUACUUGUUUCUCCGCAAAAUGAGAUUCUUCUUCUCCAUCGCGUGCAUACGUCUACAUCUUUUGCAUCUGCUCAUGUUUUCCCAGGCGGAAACCUUGCAAGCCAGGACGGCGCAUGCCCGCCUCCUGAGGAUCCUACACGACACGAUGAUGGGCCACAUUAUCGCAAUGCAGCAAUAAGAGAGCUCUUUGAGGAGAGUGGAAUUCUUCUUGCCAAGGAUGCGAGCACAGGAAAGAUGCUCGUCGUCGAUGAAGCAACUAGAGAGCAAGGCCGUGGGCUAAUUCACCAAAAUGAGAUCACAUUUGACAAGUGGUUGAAACAGCAACAUUCAACGGCUGAACCUGACAUUGAUGCGUUGAUUCCCUUCACUCGCUGGGUGACUCCAACAAAUGUUUCCAAACGAUACACUACCCAGAUGUACCUAUACUUUAUGCCCCUGCCUAAUGGUGCAGAUAAAAGGCUACUUGAAGACUUGCCUACAGAAGGUGAACGUGAAGAAAUUCAAGUUCCGACAAGCGACGGCGGUAUAGAGGUUACCGAGGCACAGUUUCUUCCAGCCUCUGAAUGGCUUCGCCGUGCACAAAGUGGGGAGAUCAUUCUGUUCCCUCCGCAAUUCCUUCUCCUGCAUCUUGUUUCCGGUUUUCUGGACCAAGAGCCUCGAUCGGAUGCGCCUGUGAAAGAGUUGGGAAAACGGCGAGCGGCUCUUGUUGAUUUUGUUCACUCGGGAUCGCCACCCUGGACACAUAAGUGCAUUUCGCCUAAAGUGCUUAAGAUGACCGAAGAUGGGCGGUCAGUAUUGGCUCUCGAUAACGCUGGUCCUGAAUUGAAGGGUUCUGAGCGACGAGGCGAAUCCGAUCGAGUUGUAGUUUUGAAAUUCAAGAAAGGGAGUUCGAGGGAGGUUACAGUAGCAUGGAAGAAGGAUAUCUUGAGAGAAGGACAGAGUCAUCUUUAG
This is a messenger RNA of Penicillium malachiteum, 1017 nucleotides long. RefSeq lists its product as uncharacterized. The transcript is spliced from 3 exons. Lineage: Eukaryota; Fungi; Ascomycota; Eurotiomycetes; Eurotiales; Aspergillaceae. Gene Ontology annotation, molecular function: hydrolase activity, acting on acid anhydrides, in phosphorus-containing anhydrides. The record is from RefSeq and is a predicted model, not a curated record. Bases 1 to 1017 code for a protein of 338 amino acids. Gene Ontology annotation, cellular component: mitochondrion.